ACUUAAUAUAAACUUAACGCCAUUUUUCUAAUGGAAUGACGUAAAUUUUUUUGUUUUUAACAAUUCAUACGUAAAUACGCCAGUACGACACGUAAAAAAAUACUGAAACAGUAAAAAGUAUUUGAAAAAUUUUCAAAUUUGCCAUGACGUCGAACCAUAGGCCCUUGGAGGAAGGUGACAUCGAGCUAAUCGAUCGUGUACGUGCAUCACCUUGUCUCUACAAUACAAAAGAUCCCAAUUUUCGUUUGAUAUAUAAAAAGGAACAAGAAUGGCAGGCCGUAGCCGAUGGUUUAGCCAUGACCCAUUGGGAGGCUCGAAAACGUUGGACAGUGCUAAGAGAUCGUUAUGCCCGCGAGUUAAAACAGUUGAUAUUGCAUCCUGAUAGUACGGAAUAUGGAAAAAAUGAUUUUUUCUUACGUAUGGAUUUCAUACGAAACUAUGUUAAGAAACGGGAAGUAAAAAGAAAACGCGAUAAAGCGAGACCCGUCAAAUUGUAUAAAGUGGAGUCGGAUGGGUCCAAUUAUGAAACGGAUUAUAAUCAAAUGUCUCAAACGGAAAAAAGCUAUAUAAUUGAUGAUAGUCAGGAUGGUUCAUCGACGGGUAAAUAUAGUUAUGUCGAACAAUUAUCACAGGACCAUAUGGAAGUUGCGCCUGAACAUCAACAUGCAAAUGAAAUACAGGAAGAGGAACCGGAUGAACAUUGUGGCGAACAGGAAUAUCAUGAUUAUGUGGAAGAUACUUCUGCGGUCUACGAAGCAGUUGAGGAAGAUCCUGAAAACCUUACCCAUACCGAAACAGAUGCCAAUUACUUACUGGCACCUUCAGUUAGUCGCUCAGUUGCUGCUGGUGGUGACAGCAAUGUUAUAGUUAAACCAGAAUGCAAUAAUAUUGUUGAUGGUUACAAUAUUUCCAUGCAAGAAGAACAAUUAUGUAGCGCACCAGCCCCACCACCUCCUCUCGUACAUUCACAUCAAAAAACUGUUAUACAAAAUACCAGCCGGGAUACUAACUCUCCAAACUUGCCGCCCGAUACAGAAGAAUAUUUCUCCAAAACGAUAGCCUCCUAUUUGAGACAGCUCUCGCCACGUCAUAAAAUUAAGGCUAAAGUGGAAAUGAUGCAAAUUAUUGAAAAAUUUAUAGAAUUAGAAGAAACAAAGUCGUAAAAAACAGCAAAAUUAUUAAUUAGUUUUAAGCGU
Messenger RNA from Lucilia sericata (common green bottle fly), 1196 nucleotides. RefSeq names its product transcription factor Adf-1. Bases 144 to 1163 code for a protein of 339 amino acids. Lineage: Eukaryota; Metazoa; Arthropoda; Insecta; Diptera; Calliphoridae. The transcript is spliced from 2 exons. The record is from RefSeq and is a predicted model, not a curated record. Gene Ontology annotation, biological process: regulation of transcription by RNA polymerase II. Gene Ontology annotation, cellular component: nucleus; transcription regulator complex. Gene Ontology annotation, molecular function: DNA binding.